UACAGGAACAUGGCGGACGAUUUGAAAAACAGUUAUACACUUCCAUCACUGCUAACAAUAAGUCUUCGCAGUGUUGUCAGCGUACUGCCACACUACAUGUCUGAAGUAGAAUGUAUGCCUCCUCACAUUAAGAGUAAAUUACUUCAUCUAAUGUGUAAGAGAGGCCUUGUGACAGACGAGAUAAUUAACAAGGUCAUACACAGUGGGACAAAGGUUCUUAACCUUGAAGAUUGUGAUAUCACAGAUGCUGGUCUCAAAAGAAUCAUCUGCAAGAAUUUAAGGAAGCUGGAUUUAAAUUCUGCCAAGGCAAGCAGGACUGAGAUUACAUCAGCAGGCCUUGAAGCUAUUGCAGUCAGUUGUCCACUCCUACAGACUGUGUUCCUAAGACGCUGUCUCAAUGUGACAGAUGAUGGAGUGAUUGCAUUGGCCAAGAGCUGCCAUCAGCUGAUUGAGCUUAACAUCGGUGGCUGCCAUCUCAUCAGGGAUGCAUCCCUUCUUGCCAUCGCUCAAAAUUGUCGUAUGCUCAGAAGCUUCAACUUCUCCAAGACAAAGGUGACAGAUGAGGGAGUGAUAAGUUUGGCAAUGGGUUCAUGUCAACAAACCCUGAUGGAAGUCCACAUGGAUCACUGUAUCCAUUUGACCGAUGACUCGGUUGAGGCCAUUGCAAGUUUCUGCCCACAGCUUGCCAUCUUAAUUUUCCAUGGUUGCCCAUGUAUGACAGAUCGUUCCAGACUAUCACUGGAGGAGCUUCAAGGACCUGGUUCAAAUAUGAAGCAAGUAACAUGGACCAUUUACUGAAAUACAGAGUGACAACUUGACAAAAAGAAAACACAACUACCAUUUAUAUUUUUUUUAAUUUGAUACCAAAGUGUACAUAUAUACUGAUUUUCACAUUGACAAUGAAACAUUCACAGCAAAAUCAAUCAGUCAAGUUGUAACUUAUCUGUGAAUUUGAAGUCUAGAGAAUGUCAGAAAGUGGCUUCACAAACCACAUGGUAAUAGCAUCAUACUUUGCAAAAAGAGUUCCUAUCCAAUCCACUUAGUUACUGAAAUUGUACAAAUUAUCUGCGUUUUUAUAACAAUUUUAAAAAGACCAUCCAGUUUAUCUUUUGAAUUACCCGAGUCGUUGGUCUCACUUUUUGUGGAGGUCUGAACCCAAAUUCAUGACUCUGCUAACUGGAAGCAGCGCUUACGAAAAGCAGGGAAGUUUGCACUUAUAUCAAGCGUAUUCCAUGGCUUAGAUGGAAAGUUCUGCUUGUGCAUGUGCAGACUCCACGUUACUAGGCAUUUUUCACUUACACAGGUAGCGCAGAAAUUCUGCGGGGAAUGAUGAUUAUGAGCGCAGAAUUGGGCAGUAAGCAGAGCCAUGAAUUAGGCCAAGCUCUUACCCCUCAUAAGGUAUUAUUUAAAAGCAAGAAUAACAAAAAUACUUUGAAUGUACUAGGACAGCUCUUAGGCAUGUAUAGUGGCCGAGUGGUCUAGUUCACUGGACCCAAAGCUCUGGUGUUGUCAGCAGCAGAGUGUGGGUUCGAAUCCUGGU
Messenger RNA from Asterias rubens (European starfish), 1540 nucleotides. RefSeq names its product protein AMN1 homolog. The record is from RefSeq and is a predicted model, not a curated record. NCBI's taxonomy places the organism in Eukaryota, Metazoa, Echinodermata, Asteroidea, Forcipulatida, Asteriidae. The transcript is spliced from 6 exons. The coding region runs from base 10 to 798 and encodes 262 amino acids. Gene Ontology annotation, biological process: SCF-dependent proteasomal ubiquitin-dependent protein catabolic process. Gene Ontology annotation, molecular function: protein binding. Gene Ontology annotation, cellular component: SCF ubiquitin ligase complex.